AUGAUUGCAAGUUCUACUGGUUCUACGGAGGCGAGUUUUGCUGCUUUCACAACGUCUGCAUUGAAGAGAGCUGUCUCAGCAGGUUUUAUGCUGUUUGUGUUGGGUCAAGUCAUCCUAUCUGCGAGGGGACAGCAUUGUCAAGAUAAUGAUGAUUGCAAGUUCUACUGGUUCUACGGAGGCGAGUUUUGCUGCUUUCACAACGUCUGCAUUGAAGAGAGCUGUCUCAGUGCGGCUCUGGAGUUCUACCUGUGGCGUGCAAUUGUGCCUCUGAUGUGUUUUUGCUGUUGCAUCUGGAGUGGAGUACUCUUCCUGGCCAUCAUGCGAAGAAAUCGCAGAAAUAGGGAUAACAUGGGCGUCGUGCAUUACAUGGCUGAGGGGGGCUUGAUGGGGGCAUCGCCUGCCUACUACCCCCCGCAAAAUGUUCAAUACCCUGGAAUCUCACCCCCAGUCACUGAGGGGAUGCUAGAGUUGCCCAGCUACCAGCCCCCUCUAACCCAGUCCUUGUUCAUAUCUGACCCACAACAAAAGCCGAGAACCUCAGAUGGAACAGUUGAAAUUAAAUAAGAAGAUACUUCACAUGGAAAAUGAAAACAAAAGAUGCUCUUACUGAGCUCGAAAAAACAAUCAUAUGAAUUUGCCCUUUUCCCCGUACAGAAGUACAUAAAGUAGUUUCCAACUUGGGAGGUUAAGAUUAGACACUUUUAGAGGUUAAAAAAGAAGGUGUCAGGACUAUUUGCCCCAGGACAACUGGCCCUAUUCCAACUUGGCCUAUAUAAAUUGACCCAUAUGAAAACUUGUCCUAUGCCAACUUGCCCCAUAUGACAACUUGUCCUAUGCCGU
Molecule: messenger RNA, 840 nt
Organism: Symsagittifera roscoffensis
Lineage: Eukaryota; Metazoa; Xenacoelomorpha; Acoela; Convolutidae
Exons: 4
Coding region: 1-564 (187 amino acids)
Source: RefSeq, a predicted model, not a curated record